AACAUAGAGGAGCUGCGCAGAACCGGUUACUAUCCCCAUCAAAUAAACGGACCGUAGGCGCUCGUUUUUCUGCAGUUUUGUGAAGUAUUUCCCCCGUACUGAGGCUUUCAAGGUGUAAGACUGGCUUUAAUUACGUUAAGAGUGUGCACAGGAUGUCUCGGGGUGAGACAGAGCCAGAGGUCAUGGACGUGCCACUCCAAGGACAGGACAGGGACAUGGGCCACGACCGGCCUCAGAGCCUGGGUGGCACAGAACAUCCCUACACUGGGCCAGAACAAAGCACAGCCACGGCGGGACACACAAAAUCUGAAACAGAAGAGACGCCAGCCUCUGGCAGAACUGGUCUGGAGAAAAGCCAUCACUCUUUGACUGAUGAUGUCCCAACCAAUGAGAACUGCUGUCUCAUCUCCCAACAUCAACAUGCAUCAACACCCAAUCAGAUUUUGAGAGCCGAGGCUGACAGCGGUGAGAAUCCUGUGUCCAGUCUCCAGAACGGCCACGCCCCUCCAAUGGGACUUGCAAAUGGAGCCCCGCCCAUUUGCACUCCACCAACCGUCUCUGCUGCCCAUCCCGGAUGGCGGUUAGCACAGCCCCCCAAGUGCAGCGCGAAAGCUUCUCACGACAAGAAGCGCCUCCCCUCCACCUCCACCAACAGCCAGAACAGCCUCAAAACCACUGCUGCCCAGAUCCAACAAGUGGCUGGAGAUGACUGCUGUGUGCACUGUGUACUGGCCUGCCUGUUCUGUGAGCUGCUCUCUCUGUGCUCAGCGGUGGCACAGUGUCUGGCCUGUGGGCAGGGCUGUGAGGCGUUGUGCUGCUGUGGGGGCGGAGCCGCAGGAGGCAUGGCCUGUGGAGAGGAAGCCUGCUCAGCCGGGUUGGAUUGUGGGAUCAUGGAGGACUGCUGUGGGUCCUCCGACUGCCUUGAGAUAUGUCUGGAGUGCUGCUCCAUCUGCUUUCCCGCCUAGUUCCAAUCCACACCGCAAAGUCCGGUGAAUACCACAGCGGAAAAUGACCAAAGAUGCACGGAUACAGUGGCCACAUGGUUGCUUUGUAGCAAACAGUUAUUGUGUAAUGUUCGUCCUUUUUCAGUCUGUAUUUAUCUGGCCAUUUUUUGUUUCCUUUUUUAGUAAGUAAAAUACAGACCUGUUACUGAUGAGCGCUGCCAUGGUACUACAUUUGUCCUUACGCAAAAAGCUCUGAAUAUCCUUCUGAAGACCCGGCAGAAAUAAAAGUUUUAGUUGGAUGGCAAGAACAUUUUUUUGAAAAUAUUUUCAAAAAUUUUUAUUGUCUGUCCUUUGUAGUGUUGGUUUCAGCAUAGUACAAUAUAAGGUUAUUGGGAUUAAGACCAGAAUUGGUUUUUGGAGGAUAUUGGAACCACAAUCAAAGUGGUCAAGUGCACUUUGCCAACAUAUGCCUGAUGUAACAUAUAAGAUAUAUUCAUGUUUUUUGAGUGUCAAAAGCAGUGUUUACCAGUAUCUUGUGAUACAAUCAGUAAUCCAAAUGAAGGAUUUUUAAAUUUUGCAUUCCAGUACACAGAAAAGGGCUCACUAUAAACUCUGUAGCAGAUUUUACACCUUACACUGAGAAACUUAUCGAGUGUAGACUACCAUACACUCUCUUACAGUUGAAUUAAAACUGAAGUUGCUGAUGUCACCGUAAUAAUACUAAAGUUUUUUGAAAAAGCAGAAUAUAUUUUUGCAGUUAUUCUGCUGUAGUCCUAAUGCUCUGAGUGCGUAGUCUGUGUUUUCUUUUAAUAUUAAUAAAGUCAAUAUGCUUUAAGUACAAAUUGACAAAUCUAUUUAUUAUGGAUUAAAUCUCGAGAGUAUUACAAUUAGAUAGAUUAGGUUGUACAAUGUUUUAAUUUCGCAGCUAAUGAUUACUGUACAUCUAAGGGAUGACAUCACAGUUGGUGUUUUAUGUGUACAGCUUCGGCCUUGUUGCUGUGAGACAGGGCUAUUUCAGCUGCUGCAGAGUAACUUAAAUGUAUGCCUUUUUGACACAUAUUACCAGUGUAACUAGUGUUCAAAAUAUUAGGGAAAAAUGGAGGAAAAAAUGGCCUUAAAACCCACAAUUUUCUAAGAUUGUAAAUAGUUUCUUCUUUUCUGAUCUGUAUUAAAAUGAAUAGUACAAAUGUGAAAACAUUCCUCAUUUGAAAUAGCAUUUUUAAUGCAACACUAUGUAGAUUUUUUCUCUCAUCCUGUGUAAUAAACGUGAUCUUUUUUUU
Messenger RNA from Conger conger (European conger), 2224 nucleotides. RefSeq lists its product as uncharacterized. The record is from RefSeq and is a predicted model, not a curated record. Bases 153 to 965 code for a protein of 270 amino acids. The transcript has 5 exons. NCBI's taxonomy places the organism in Eukaryota, Metazoa, Chordata, Actinopteri, Anguilliformes, Congridae.